AUGGAGUUGAUUACAAGAGAUAGGUUUGUAAGAUUGGCUGGACAAGUAAGCCAGUGUACAUCGUCUUUAGAACAAAUUAAACAUCUUGGGCAGGUCGGUGAAGGGUUAGUUGAUCGAAUUCUGGGUUUGUCUUCAAAUUGCAAGUAUUCAAAG
Molecule: messenger RNA, 153 nt
Organism: Dentiscutata erythropus
Lineage: Eukaryota; Fungi; Glomeromycota; Glomeromycetes; Diversisporales; Gigasporaceae
Source: the annotation of a GenBank genome assembly